GUAGUUUAGAUGGUUGCGUUCCAAAACAUAACUGCACCGCACUAACGCUAACCGGUUCAGACAAAUCGUACGCACCAAUAAUAGUUGUAUUCCUUUCACACCUAUGAGGAGCUCCGGAACAGCUCCGGGGCUUCACGCGCUUAUUCCUUUCGAAAAGUGUUUGUUGCACCACGCAUCUGUUCGUUAUGGCGUUUAUCUGUUUAUACAGAAAAUAACAAAAGAGAUAAGGAAGGUGGUUAACUUUCAACUUAAUUCUUCUGAUCUUCUAGCUAGCAUUCAUAAAAAUAAAAUAUUUACAUCAUAUUCCCUCAAUUGCCUCUAAAUCUAUGCUUACGCUUACUUUAUAUAAACUUCAACAAGCAAUCAACAAUAGCAGGCACCAAAGUCCAAACAUUUGUUUAUACCUACCAGCUAAAAAUAUACAAUUAGAAAAUUGAUUCCUGGAUAUUGUUCGGUUCGACAAUUUCGAUGAAUUUUAAAUGCUAAAAAUAAUCAGUUUGUUUUUGUUUAUGCAGUCUAUAGUAGUCCAAGCAAUAGGAGAUUCUACCAGGGAAAAAAUUUGUGGUCACAAAUAGGCGUACUUCGUACUUGGUAAAGUAGAAAUAGGAAAACAAUAACAAUUUACAAAUCACAUUUUUUGAUCAGAGAGACAGAGUGUCACAUUCCAGAGCAUAGGUACUACUUUAAUAAUUUAGACACUGGAAAGCAGCUCUGUUCUGGCUCUAAAUUUAUUUGAAAGGUUUUUGCUCUCCUUCAAAGUAUGGAGAUUAUUUUCAUUUUCCUAAAAUAACUUAAGGUGAAUCAUAAGACAUAUAGCAUGACCUGUGUCCUUACAUCCCCUUUCUUUCCGACUUGCAAUGUUUGGUGUGGACUGUAGUUUCUGUAUUAUUAGGUAAUCUUCAUAAUUUUGCUUCUGGAACAAAAAAUUGUUCGUUAUUGUUAACAGAAUAAAAAUAUGGAUAGGUACAUGCAUAAAUAAAUACAUUUAAAUUGUAAAUUGUUUUGUCAUCUGAAAUGGAACCCCCCAAGAUCUCCUUCAGUUUCACAAAAUCAUCCAAAAAAACAAACAUCAUUUUUAACACUUCUGCUCCAAAGGAACCCGAGGAAAAGGGUGAAAUAAUUGAAUGCCUUGAAGAACACUCCAUUAAAAUCAAAGAUGCAGUUGUAGAAGAAGUACAUCCACUGGUAAUUCCCCUCCAAGAUAACCAAAAGAAUUUGCUUCAUCGUAUCAAAGCCGCUAAGAAAUGGGAUACGAAAAAGGAAAAAGAAGACACGCGUCCUGAUUCUGAACUAACUGCUGAUGAAUUAGCUGCCAGAGAGCUGAUGAGAGAUGCUGAAGCACAUUUAGAAAAUAGUCAGAAAUCAAACAACAACAAAGUAUCAGUUCUUCCUCUCAUAGAAGAACCAACAUCUUCCACUGGAGAAAAAGAACCAACUUUAGAAGACUAUGAAUCUGUUCCGAUUGGUGACUAUGGUCUUGCACUUCUUAGAGGCAUGGGUUGGAAAGAUGGCAUGGCAAUUGGAAAAAAUGUAACAAAAUCUGCUGCUGUUACUAUACCAGAAUUAAGACCUAAAGGUCUUGGUCUUGGAGCGAUAAAAGUUGAAGUAUCAGAAAAGAAAGCUACAGAUAAGGAUGGAAAAGAAUUAACUUUGGUGAAAGGGGGUUUUGCGAAGGCUGUUAUGGGGCCACAAAACGGAAACUAUGGCGAGAUUCAAGGUUUUGAUGAAGAAACGGGAAGGGUUAUUAUGAAAGUAUAUCCUAAAGGGGAUAUAAUCAAUAUCAAUGAACUCAUGUUGGUACCGGUGACAAAGGAAGAAUUUUCGAAGGGUUCUAAAAUUUUAAAUAAUGCAAAAUAUCAGCAAUAUAAAAAAUUAUCUGACAAGAACCUGGAGAGUUUUAAAGAAAAGUCAGAUUCUAAAGAUGAUGAUGGUUUUAGUAGAGCUGCAACUUCCAGUGAAUAUACCAAAAAAUAUUCUCACAAAAGUAGACAAUCAAGAAGCAGGUCAAAAGACAAAGAGAGCGAAAUAUCAAGAAAUAGUUCAAAUCAUUGGUUAAAAAGUGAAAGAACUGAAUCUAGAGGACGGUCUGAGGAUAGAAAAAGUAGGAAGAAAAAGUAUAGAUCAAAAUCCUGAAGCUGUUCAAAGAAUGAAAAGGAAGAGAGAACAUCAAGAAAUCAAAAUUUGGAAAAAAAAACCUGGUAUCAGACUCAUUAUACGGAAUUCCAUUUUAUGGAACUUUUGUGUCCUAGAGUCCUAGAACCUACAAUAUGAGACUUUGUAACUGGUUACAUAAAUAAAUGUUUAAUAAUAAAUUACCAGUCUUCAAUGAGUGAAUAAUCAUUCUAUUUAUUCUGUUUCUACUUUCUACAUCAAAUUAUUUGUACUCAG
Ceutorhynchus assimilis (cabbage seed weevil) is the source of this 2388-nucleotide messenger RNA. The record is from the annotation of a GenBank genome assembly. Lineage: Eukaryota; Metazoa; Arthropoda; Insecta; Coleoptera; Curculionidae.